CUUCUCCUCACUGCAUUUAAUUGUUUCUUCUCUGAUCUUAUAAUCUAUACAGUUGAUCUCAUUUUCCUGCAUUUUGGAUUGCUGUAGUAUAGGCAGGCAUGGGUUUAGGGAUAAGGAACUUGUGCAUUUUCCUGUUUGUUACAGUGAUUUUACCUGUGAUGUGCUAUAGUGAGCAGAUAGAAAAUUCUCUCUACACUAGAGCUACCUAUUAUGGAAGCCCAGAUUGCUAUGGAACUCCAAGUGGAGCAUGUGGGUUUGGUGAUUAUGGACGCAAUGUGAAUGGUGGUAAAGUGAGUGGAGUCUCUAGUAGGCUUUACAAGAAUGGAACUGGCUGUGGUGCAUGCUAUCAGGUGAGGUGCAAGAUUCCGACACAUUGCAACGAGGAAGGUACGAAGAUGGUGGUAACGGACUAUGGCGAAGGAGACAGAACGGACUUUAUCCUGAGCACACGUGCCUACUCGGAAAUGGCUAACCCGGGACUGGCCAAUGAGCUCUUCGCAUUGGGUGUCGUCGACAUGGAAUAUCGCAGGAUUCCCUGCCGUUACAAUGGCUAUAAUCUUAUGAUCCAAGUUCAUGACAAAAGCGACUUCCCUAAUUACAUAGCCAUUUUGCCACUUUACCAAAGUGGAUUAUCUGAUAUUACAGCAGCUCAAAUUUGGCAGGCGGAUUGCAAGGAGUGGAGGGACAUGAGAAGGGUAUUCGGGGGAGUAUAUGACUACCAAAACCCUCCCAAGGGAUCACUACUCUCAUUCCGACUCCAAACAAAUUUGAAUGGCAACACAAAGUGGGUGGAGGUGUUGGACGUUUUGCCCCAACAAUGGAAGGCUGGCGUUGCAUACGAUACCAACAUUCAGCUUGACUAACUUAGGCUCAAUGUCUGUGCUGCUAAACUUUUUUUUU
Ipomoea nil (Japanese morning glory) is the source of this 900-nucleotide messenger RNA. Its product is annotated as expansin-like B1. Lineage: Eukaryota; Viridiplantae; Streptophyta; Magnoliopsida; Solanales; Convolvulaceae. Gene Ontology annotation, cellular component: extracellular region. The coding region runs from base 99 to 863 and encodes 254 amino acids. The transcript is spliced from 4 exons. The record is from RefSeq and is a predicted model, not a curated record.